AUGGGCCUCCGCGACCAAACGCCGUCCUUACGACUCCGUAGGAAGACAGACAAACGCAAACAAUGCGCCGCUGUGCGUUGAGAAGCGUCGAGCGACGCGUUGUACCAACCGCGCUUGGGACAAACCUAAGUAUUUGGCCGGAAACGGCAUAGUGCCUUUUCCCCGUUCCUUCCUUUUAAAAUUCCUCUGACGGUGCAACAUUUUUUUGAACGAUGAUCAGUUCUUUUUUAUCAUUCUCGUGAUCUUUUUUGCAUAACUUGCUGUGAUUUCCAACCUUCAUUGCUUUUUUUUUCCAUUUUUAUAUCCAAUAUUUUUCGAAGUUUGUUGGGGUUCUUGAAAAAAGUAAUGAUCGAAAAGCCUUUUUUUUAAUAACAGCGAAAAUUUUGAAACUUUGCAGAUGUAAACUUUUUUUCUGAAUUUUUUUUCGGAAAUUUUUUUCAAAGUUCAAGGUUGUUAUGUUUCAAUCGUUCAAGUGUCCCAAAUAUAACCUUUUUCUGUUUUAUUAUCUGAGAAAAUGUGGGCGACUCUUUCAGCGUGCGAUUUCUUUUCAACAGAAUCUAUUUCAAAAACGAUUUCAACAGAGGUGAAACCUUAUACGGCUCAUGAAGUGUUGAAAGAAGAAUUAAGAAGCUUUUUCUGAAAAACUAUAAGAAUUUUUUUGAAAUUUUGAAGUUUCGCUCCCAAUCACAGCCAGUUAAAAAAAUUGAAAUCGAGGUCAUGUCGUUUUAAUUCUAAAUUGUCUCAUCAACAAUUCAAGUGUCAUUUGAAAAACUAGAACAGAGAAAAAUUCGUUUGAAUAAAGCUAUUGUUUUUGAAACAUCUGGAAAAAAAUUUAUCAAAAGAUCAAUUUUAAAAAAAAGUUUGAAAAAAUGCGUCCUCCAGGGCUCUUCGCCUAAUGACCUCAAAAAAAAGCUUUCAACUCGCUUUCAUAAAACACUUUAGAUUUUGAAACGUCGUAUACUUUAAUGGUUUCGCAAGAAGGAAAAAAAGAUAGCAAAGCGUUAUUCAUCAAUAAAGAAACGGCGCAACGAAACACGAGAGAAGACGCCAACAUGCAAACAGCUGGUCUGAGGAGCGAAAAACGCGAGCCACGGAAAAAAAGACCAUGUACACAAUGAUCAAAAUACAUGAUAUAAAAGACGCUAUUUCUACCUCAGACGCUGUUUUUCAGUCGUUUUGUAGCUUACAAAGGCAUUCUCGUGAAAGACGUAUUUUAGGAUGUUAUGUGGAAUUGUACCAAAAGUUAUGGAAAACCAAAAAAAGCGGAUUCACCAGAAAUUUAUUAGUUCUGGGAAGCAAGACUGUUUUUGAAAGCUUAUCAUUUUUUUCCCAGGUAGAAAUCAAACAAACUUCAAUAAUUAAUAAGUUUGAUUACGGAUCACAAAACAAAGAAUUGCUGUAAAAAUAUAUUUCCUUUUGAACAUUUUCAGAAAUGCUUCCAACGAUCUGCAAUAUGAAUUUCCUUUAUAAGCGCUUUAAACUCAAACCAAACGUCCCAACGAACUAUAGUUUGAUGAUUGCUAAUCUCAUCAUUUGAAUGGGAAACCCUCGCAGCAUAUUUUCUGGAAAAACGCAACAGAAAACUUUGCACGGAAAUGCACUUGAUUGCGUUUGGAGGAGAAAGGUUCAACAAAGCGAAUGGAACCGAAAACCACUGAAAAAUUUAGAGGAAGGGUUAAACACGUGACGCCGGGCGUAUUGCCAAGCGUCGCGUGUGGGAGCACAAAAAUUGCCAAAGCGGAGAUCAGGACUCGAUAAACAGAGAGCAGGCGUGUGCCUCGGGCUUGGUUCGUGCUAUACAAAGAAGGUGUUACGACUACAUGAUAAGGUGCGUAAAUAGUAUCUCCUUGUGAUAGUUAAUCUGCAAAAACAUUUUUAUGAGCAUCAACUGGUUCGAAUUGAGGUGACAUUUUUUAAAAACCUUUUUGUGAUUCUGAAAGCUCAAGACAUCGAUUUAGUAACAUUUCAUCUAGAAACGCUCAAGUUUUGAUCUUUCCAAACGAAAAUAACGCGUUGAAAUCUUUUUUAGCUAUCGAGUAAUCGACUUCGAAGCUCAGAGGUUCUCUUGAGAACUUUUUGAAACAGUCCAGACCAUUUGAAACAAAAAAAUGAUGAAGAUACCAAAAUUGUGUGUGGAGGCUGAGUUCACAGAGCCGAAAAAAAUCCUCGCGCUAUUUUUUUUCCAGUGCUAAAGAGUCUAACUAAGUUACUCCAAAGCGAUGCUGUUCGAGAGGUUUUCUACAUUUCGAACCCGAGACUACAAUGCAGAGCCGUUUGAAGAUCUCAAAACUCAAAAAGUAAAUUAGAAACUUUUGCCUCAAGUCAAAAGUAAUUGACAAACUGACAAACCUCUUCUGAGCCUGAUUCUUGGUUAGUUCUCUACAGCAAAGAUUUUACGACUACACGAUAAGAUGCAUGAACCAGCCCUUACUAUGAUAAUAGUUCUGCAGCUAUUUCUUCUGUGCGAUCACUGAUAUAAAUACUUUUUAUCACUCAUAUGAACGCAGUGUCAUUUUUCUAGAUUUUUGCAUCAAAGUUCAGUGGAAAAACAAUUGAUUAAUUCAAAAUUUUAAAUUUAUUCAUCAUUAACUUGAAUUGUCACGACAGCCGUCAUGUAAAAAAAAUUACAACACUGAGAUUUUAUCGCUUCUUUUCAUUCAUAGUUUACAACUAAAAAAGCGAGCUAAUUCAUUAGACAUGGUUCAAUUGUGGCCUUUCCUCUAUUCAUUUCAAAGUAACCUUUUCAUCAUUUCGUCUUCUAUUUUGACAUUUCUUCUGCAAAAACGACAUUUCAUUGCAAGGGCGCAUAAAUAAUCCUCAAUACAUUGAGAAAUUUUCCAAAUCAACGGAUUUGCCUUUCGUGGGUGUUUUUUAUCUCCACCUACUCUCAAAUCGAAAACAGAAGCUCAAAAACUUUUUUGACGUUCUUUGAUCGAGGGAAGACUUACAAAUCUGGCUGAAUCCCAAAACUUCAGCUUUGCGAAUUUGCGAAAAACGACUAUCUAUUUUGAAAAUUUACAGGAAAAACUCCGAAAAUGUUUCAGCUACAGUUAUGAAACUUUGAUCGAUAACAUCAUAUCCAAAGAAACUCAUUUUUUCAAAAAGUCGUUCAAAUGAUCGAAGAAUUCUAGACUUUCAAAUGAACGAAAAUCAUGAGAAGGUUACAGAUUCAGACGGCCUUAUCAAUGUCAUCUCGACUCCAAGGAAUCAGAAAAUCAAAGACCAGGAAACAUUGUUCAGCAGCACUAUUUUAAGAAUUGUCAAUUUGAAAAAAAGUAG
Messenger RNA from Caenorhabditis auriculariae, 3279 nucleotides. Lineage: Eukaryota; Metazoa; Nematoda; Chromadorea; Rhabditida; Rhabditidae. The record is from the annotation of a GenBank genome assembly.